This is a messenger RNA of Cydia splendana, 1692 nucleotides long. Its product is annotated as aldo-keto reductase AKR2E4-like. Gene Ontology annotation, cellular component: cytosol. Gene Ontology annotation, molecular function: aldose reductase (NADPH) activity. NCBI's taxonomy places the organism in Eukaryota, Metazoa, Arthropoda, Insecta, Lepidoptera, Tortricidae. The transcript is spliced from 7 exons. The coding region runs from base 58 to 1110 and encodes 350 amino acids. The record is from RefSeq and is a predicted model, not a curated record.
UUAAUUUCUGAUUAAGUAGUUUUAUAACUGGCAGUCCAAUCGAGUCUGUCACGCAUCAUGGUCGCUACGGUCAAGUGCGCGGGAUCAUUCUUAUCGAUACUGUUUUGUUUUUCUCAAGUAAAUGGGAAACUAAUAAAAUACAAACUAAACGACGGAAAUGAAAUUCCUGCUGUUGCUCUAGGCACCAGCCUGGGACAUUUGGCAGAUGGCACGCGGGUGCUGCCGACGAACCACUCGCUCGCCCAGGCGGUACAAUGGGCCCUGGAGGCCGGCUAUCGACACAUUGACACCGCGGCGUUGUACCGGGUGGAGGACGAGGUCGGCCUGGGGGUGCGCCGCUUCCUACGACACAACGACACCCGCGCCGACGUUUACGUCACCACCAAAUUAUGGAACGAUGCUCACGAAAGAAACGAAGUGAUUCCAGCUCUGAAGAAGUCGUUAGAGCUGUUACAAAUGGACUACAUCGAUCUCUACCUCGUACACUAUCCAAUGGCAUAUAAGAAAGACGGCAACAUCAGUUCUACAGACUACCUAGAAACUUGGAAAGGCAUGGAGGAUGCUAAAGAGCUGAAUCUCACCAAGUCCAUAGGUGUUUCAAACUUCAACGUAACGCAGAUGCAGCGACUUUGGGAUAACUCUAGGAUUAAACCGGCAGUUUUACAAAUCGAGGUGAACCCAACGAUAACCCAAACCGAGUUGAUAGCGUGGUGUCGCGCCCAUGGAGUGGUCGUGAUGGCGUACAGUCCGUUCGGCGCCAUUCUCGGCCGAAAACCGACCGCGCCGCCGCCAAGAGCCGACCACCCGACCCUGCGCCAUAUUGCCGAGAAAUAUAACAAAACUGUUCCACAGAUAUUAAUCAGAUAUUUGGUUGAUCAAGGAUUAGUGGCCAUACCUCGCUCCACGAACAAGGAGCGCAUACAGCAGAACAUUGACAUAUGUGACUUCAGCCUGAGCCCCCAGGAGAUUACUGACUUAUCUACCUUUAACAAAGACUAUAGGCUCAGGACACCGGCUAAAUGGUACCCGCACCCAGAAUUUCCUUUUGAAAAAAAGAACCUUACGGCUGCUGAAAUACAGUACAUUAUUGAACACAGCAAGGAGGAUUAAAACACAGAAUAGUAAAACUUCAAUUAUAAAGGACCAUGGGCAACUUUGUAUGGAGCCUGGUCCAAAAACCAAUAGAAAUGAGAGUUAGGUCAUUAGAUAGGUAUUUAUAUGUACUUCAUUUCGUUAUACGGGCACAAAGCGGAAUUCCAUUGCAGAACUGAGAUAUUUGUAUUUUAGUCGAAAUGUCGUCACCCUUAUUACCUGGGCAAUAGAGUCCAAGUAAGUAAAUUAAUGCUGCAGGGUAGAUGUUCGCGCGCGCCCGGCGGUGAACUGUUUUGCCUAGGUAAUAAGGAGGAAGACAUUUUCACUAUAAUACCAAUAUCUCAGUUCUGCAAUGGAAUUCGGCUUGGUGCCCAUACAACGAAAUUAAGUUCAUAGAAAUACCUAUCUAACUACCUAAUUCUCAACUCUAUUGGUUUUUGGACCAUUUUGACGCAUAGUCCUUUCAUUCGUGAACGCUGUCUAAACGGCUGCACUAAAUCAAAUCAAAUAUACAUAUGGCUAUCAAAUUAUAUACAUUUUACACUCUAAAAUAAUCUACAAGAAAUUAAAUAGAACAAGGAAUUAAAGAUAACUUAUUUA